GUAAAAGCUUGUGUAUUCAUGGGGCUGAAAAUUGUACACAGGUCUACCACAGGAGAAGUACAGCAAAUAAUUGGCUAUUACAACAUCCAUCUGUGGUUAGGCAUUCUUCAUUUCCACAAGUUAGAAAGUCUAUAAACAUGGAAGCUUCCUCUUCUGGAUUUGUUACAUCACCAAUUUCUCAUCACACAGAUAGAAAAGAGCAAUAUCAUGGUUGUGAUCUGGAAACACAAAUACCAAUAAGGCCUGAUGUUCAGAAGACACAUGUGGACUUUUCAGAGAUUCUUAAUGCAAUACAAGAAA
This is a messenger RNA of Thamnophis sirtalis, 300 nucleotides long. NCBI's taxonomy places the organism in Eukaryota, Metazoa, Chordata, Lepidosauria, Squamata, Natricidae. The record is from RefSeq and is a predicted model, not a curated record.